AUGUCAAAGUUGAUGGAGGCCUUGGGCGAAGAUGGGCUGGAUGAGUUCGCGCAAGAGCAUUUGCGCGCACUGGCCAGCGAGGACGACGAGGACAGCGACGAAGAAGACGCGGGAGACGGUGAAGAGGGCGCGACGCGAGACGAAGAAGACGGGAAGGAUGCGGAGGCCGGGCACAGUUCUGAUCACGCUAUCCCCGUCGACGACCUCCCAGAGGGAUACGAGCUGGACGAAGACGCGGUGCUGCAGCAGAAGGUGAGGUUGACAACGAAGUGCAUCGCUAUGGAGCGCAUACGCAGCACAAUUGCGCUGGACCCUGCACUACCUUGGACCGAAACGCUAAGCGUAACGUACCCCGAAACGAUCAACGUCGACGUCGAUGACGACCUGAACCGCGAGCUCGCAUUUUACAAGCAGGCUCUCCACGGGGCCCAAGCCGCCCGUGCGCUAGCACAAAAACACUCGUUCCCGUUUACCCGUCCCUCGGAUUAUUUUGCGGAGAUGGUCAAGAGCGACGCACACAUGGAACGCAUCCGGCAACGGCUGCUCGACGAUCGCGCGGGGAUGAGGCGUUCAGAGGAGAAGCGGAAGGAGCGCGAGGGGAAGAAGUUCGGGAAGCAGGUGCAGAUGGAGCGCAUCAAGGAGCGUCAGCAAAAUAAAAAGGAGGUCGAGGAGCGGUUGAAGGGACUCAAGCGGAAACGCAAGGGUAACCUGGACGGGGGCAACGAAGACUUCGACGUCGCCGUGGAGGAUGCUCUCGCCGACCGCCCCAACAAACGCUCCAAGUCUGGUCCAGGGACGGGCAAGGGUCCUGGCGGCAAGCCCAAGCUCCCUCGCGGGGCGCGCGACAAGAAGUUCGGGUUCGGAGGCAGCGGAAAGAGGUCGAAACAGAACACGAAGGACUCUACGGACAGUUUCGUGCAGCGUGGUGGACCUGGGGGUAAGGGGAAGGGUGGGAAGGGGAAGGGUCCCGCAAAACGUCCCGGGAAGGGUCGGCGAAUGGCGCAGAGGAGCAGAACGUAG
Molecule: messenger RNA, 1020 nt
Organism: Epithele typhae
Lineage: Eukaryota; Fungi; Basidiomycota; Agaricomycetes; Polyporales; Epitheliaceae
Product: eukaryotic rRNA processing
Exons: 5
Coding region: 1-1020 (339 amino acids)
Biological process (GO): ribosomal large subunit biogenesis; rRNA processing
Cellular component (GO): nucleolus; preribosome, large subunit precursor; nuclear periphery
Source: RefSeq, a predicted model, not a curated record